AUGGUCAGGAUAAGUCUCGUAGGACGAGCGCCGUUACACGCUGUUGAUAUGACCACUGACAGUUCUGGUGAUCGGAUUGUCCGGCGCGCGUUGGAAUUGGCUGAUAGGAUAGGAGACGAUGGCGCAGAGUUUCUGGCGCAGAGGCUUGAUCGCGCGUCUCCAGCGUUUUUGAUGGAGCUACAGGAACGAUCCUUGGUGCUGGCCUUUUUUUAUGAGGAUUCUAGACGUUCAACCGGGGUUUUGGGAGUUAUAGGCGGUUGUCAUUUGAGAUAUUGUCUGGAAUUGAUGUUCUCAAGUGAAUGCGCGUUCGAGCCAUGCUACCGUUAA
This is a messenger RNA of Fusarium graminearum PH-1, 327 nucleotides long. RefSeq lists its product as uncharacterized. The record is from RefSeq and is a predicted model, not a curated record. The transcript has a single exon. Bases 1 to 327 code for a protein of 108 amino acids. NCBI's taxonomy places the organism in Eukaryota, Fungi, Ascomycota, Sordariomycetes, Hypocreales, Nectriaceae.